Fopius arisanus is the source of this 2515-nucleotide messenger RNA. RefSeq names its product Suv3 helicase (gene Suv3). Gene Ontology annotation, biological process: RNA catabolic process; mitochondrial RNA 3'-end processing. Bases 202 to 2445 code for a protein of 747 amino acids. Gene Ontology annotation, molecular function: hydrolase activity, acting on acid anhydrides; RNA helicase activity; ATP binding. Lineage: Eukaryota; Metazoa; Arthropoda; Insecta; Hymenoptera; Braconidae. The transcript has 3 exons. Gene Ontology annotation, cellular component: mitochondrial degradosome. The record is from RefSeq and is a predicted model, not a curated record.
UGCAGCUUGCAGAAAGGUACUAAGUACUAUUUACGAAAGAGAGGGACAGGCACAUUGGGAUCUUGAACCCUAACCUAAAUUCUUCAUCAAUCUGUCUACUAAAAGAUGUCUUCAAAAAGAAAGUAGUGGAGGUGGAUAAAAAUAAUCUACAAAUCUUUUGGAAUACUACCAAGUAAUCGAGUUAAUGACUGACAGCUGAAAAUGUUUCCAACAAAACGUUUGAUCCCAGAACUUCUAGCACGGAGCAGUGUCUUUCUCAAACCGGGGAUUUCAUCAAGAUCAUUACCAGUCGUCAGUGGAUUCUUCCGAGGCAAAAGGAGUGACACACGAGAUCCAAAUACUCUUUUUCAUCCAAUUCCAGUGUCAGCAACUUCCGACGACAUAAAUGUUGGCGCCGAAAUAACCGGUGGCUCUUUGAAAAAAUCAGAUCUUCAAAAGAUUCUCGUCAGUUUCUUCCAGCGAAAAGAAAUCACAGAAUUGGCUAAAGACUAUGGCCUGGAUGACGAUCUUCAACGUCAAGCCUUCAACAGCUUUCGCAAAUACUGUUUGGAUGCUGAUACCCUACCAGUAGAUCUCCACGUUGUUGUCUCAGACAUUCUCCAGGGUGCUGGCCACGUGACAGACAUAUUCCCUUACUUCAUCCGUCAUGCAAAAGAAAUUUUCCCUCAUCUAGAUUGUAUGGACGAUUUGAAGAAGAUUUCUGAUCUUCGAACACCUGCCAACUGGUAUCCCCUAGCACGCUCCAUAACGAGGAAAAUAAUUUUUCAUGCUGGUCCAACUAAUAGUGGCAAAACUUAUCAUGCACUCGAGAGAUUUAGAACAGCGAAAAGUGGACUCUACUGUGGCCCUCUGAAACUUUUGGCUACUGAAGUAUUCCGAAAGACAAAUGACUUGGGGACAUCCUGUGAUUUGGUUACUGGGGAAGAGAGGCAAUUCGCCAUGGGUGAAGGACAUCCUGCUGAUCAUAUCUCUUGUACUGUGGAAAUGGCGAGGAUAAGUUUACCUUGUGAAGUAGCUGUUAUCGAUGAGAUACAGCUUCUCAAGGAUUAUGGCAGGGGCUGGGCUUGGACGAGGGCCCUUCUUGGCAUCCCUGCUAAUGAAAUUCAUUUGUGUGGAGAAGCUGGAGCUAUUCCAUUGGUUCAAGCUUUGUGCAUGACAACCGGUGAAAACGUAGAAAUCAGACGAUAUAAACGCCUAACUGAACUAGAAGUAGAAAACGACGCAGUCGGAAGCUUGAGGAAUAUUCGGCCUGGAGAUUGUAUAGUUUGCUUCAGUAAGAAUGAUAUCUACACUGUCUCCAGAGAAUUGGAGGCUCUGGGAAUGGAAGUAGCUGUUAUUUAUGGUGGGCUUCCCCCAAAUACCAAAUUAGGUCAAGCUGCUAAAUUCAAUGAUCCUGAACAUCCCUGUAAAGUUAUGGUUGCAACUGACGCUAUAGGAAUGGGUCUCAAUCUGCACAUAAGAAGAGUUAUUUUUUACUCAAUGAUAAAACCGACUGUGAACGAGAAAGGUGAGAAGGAGAUGGACAAAAUAUCAGUUUCUUCGGCGUUACAAAUAGCUGGAAGAGCUGGUCGUUAUGGAACCCAAUGGGAUAAGGGUUUUGUCACGACAUUUAAACCUGAAGACUUACCUCUCCUCAAGUCAAUACUUAGUCAAAGUCCAGAACCCAUAACACAAGCAGGUCUUCAUCCAACUGCUGAUCAAAUUGAACUCUAUGCCUAUCACCUUCCAAAGGCUGCACUGUCAAAUUUGAUGGACAUCUUCGUGUCCCUGUGCACAGUCGAUGACUCUCUCUACUUCAUGUGUAAAAUCGAUGAUUUUAAAUUUUUAGCGGAUAUGAUUCAGCACGUGCCUCUUCCCCUUAGAGCGAGAUAUGUCUUCUGCUGCGCACCAAUCAACAACAAAGUCCCUUUUCCCUGUACAAUGUUCCUUAAAUUUGCAAGGCAGUAUAGUAAGAAUGAGCCAAUCACAUUUAACUGGUUAUGCCAACAAAUCGGCUGGCCUUUUCAACCGCCACAAAGAAUAAUCGACUUGGUUCACUUAGAAGCUGUUUUUGAUGUGCUCGAUCUCUAUCUCUGGCUCAGUUAUCGAUUUAUGGAUCUGUUUCCUGAUACCAAUAUUGUUAGAGACGUUCAGAAAGAACUUGAUGCCAUUAUUCAGGAAGGAAUUGUUCAAUUAACAAGAUUACUUCAAAAUUCGGAGACUGGCGUGAGCAGUGGAGCUGCAUCACUUUCUGAUGAAGAUAAUUUUGCACUCAAUACACAGAAGAAUAAAUAUUAUAGGGAGUCUGCAGAGGGAAUUGGCAGGGGAAGGCUCACUGAGAGAUUACUGUCUCAGGGUUUAUUAACACCUUCGAUGAUUCAAGAAUUGCAAAGGGAAUGGACGCAGCAGGGACAAAAAGGCAAGUUACCAAUGAAGAAAAAUGGAAAGGGGAGAAAGUGGAAAUGAUGUUUAGAUUUUAAACUAAUAUUUUAGGCUAAACUUGAUGUAUGUAUUAAAGGAUGAAUUUAUAUUUCAA